Messenger RNA from Bombyx mori (domestic silkworm), 3736 nucleotides. RefSeq names its product zinc finger protein 235. Gene Ontology annotation, biological process: regulation of transcription by RNA polymerase II. Gene Ontology annotation, cellular component: nucleus. Gene Ontology annotation, molecular function: DNA-binding transcription factor activity, RNA polymerase II-specific. The coding region runs from base 321 to 1556 and encodes 411 amino acids. The transcript is spliced from 7 exons. The record is from RefSeq and is a predicted model, not a curated record. Lineage: Eukaryota; Metazoa; Arthropoda; Insecta; Lepidoptera; Bombycidae.
AAGCGUUAUUGAAGAUUGGUGAAUCACGAAAUGGCGACCAUUUCGGAGUUAUUGCGUAGAAACUAGAAGCUAUUUCUCUUUUAAUCUGCUAAAUUUCGUAUUUUUGUAGAUAUCAUUUGAUAAGUUUAACGUAAAAAGCAUUAAACUAAUAAUUUUGAAAUCGCGCCAUAAUUUACUUUUUUCAUUUGACUUUUUUUAUUUCGCCCUCUUUUUUUUUAAUUAAAAAAAAACAAACGCCAAAGGAAAUUCAUUUUUGAACUUAUAGGCGAAAAUUAAAGUGAACACAUACUGUUAAAUACCAGGAUAAUUCCGCUACAAUUAUGGCAGAUGAGGAGAGAUUUGUUAAUGUCGUGCCGUAUAGUAAAAUAAAGCAAGAAAUAAUUGUAAAUGAUGAAGAUGAUGUGGUCAAUUGUCGCCUAUGCGGAAAAGGUUUUGUAAGUCAAAUAGCACUGACAAACCACGCUCGAAUGGAGCACAUAGAUUCUUACGCAACUGGUGAUCCAAGUAUUUGGACGGAAACAAAGAUAUUCAUCAACAAUGAAAAGCCCAUACCAAAUGGAAAGAUGAAAAUUGAUGAGGACCUUGUUAAAAUUAAAACCGAAGAAGUUAUAUCCUCGUUAGAGCCGACCAACAUAAUGGACCUGGCCUCUAAAGACGUCAGCUACAUAAUCCUGAAGGCGGACGGAACUCAACCCAAGAAGAAAAAACCUGAAGCCAAGAGUGAGAAAGUGCAGAAGAUAGCAUCAAGGAGAAACAGAGAAACGAAAGUUAUUACAGGCCCAUUUGAAUGUCUUCAGCCGUCUACGUGUCAGCAGCUGACCGGCGGCGAUGGUCUCUGUCAUCAGAUCUUCUUCUCAUGUUGUGAAUAUUCUCUGCACCACCGAGAUGAGCACACUAAGAGGCGGAAAGGAAUUCGCUGUCAAGUCUGCGAGAAACCAAUGUCUGUAGAUGCUGUACAGUUUCCUUUCAACUGUGAGACAUGCGGCGAAGGCUUCCACGAUGAGAACGAAUAUAUAACUCACACCGCUAUAGGGCACGUGAAACUGAAGCCGUUUGAAUGUAACAUUUGUCAUAAAAGAUUCACUCAACAGGGUGGCCUCAUGCAACACAUGAGGAUGCAUACGGGUGACCGUCCCUACCCGUGCAAUUACUGCCCAAAAUCCUUCACCCAGAAGUCCGGACUGGACCAGCACCUCCGGAUUCACACUAAAGUGAAGCCUUAUCGCUGCGUCAUCUGCUCGAAGACGUUCUGCCAAUCGGUCCACUUGAAGCAACACAUGAGAACGCACACAAACGUGGCCCCGUUCCAAUGCGGCAUCUGCGAGAAACGCUACAAGCAGAGCAGCCAUUUAAAUUACCACCUGAAGAACCACAAUCCGGCCAAUUUGACAGAGGAACAACGUGCUAAAUACGCUGAACUCAUCGGACUGAUAAGCAAGGAAGUUGUCGAAGUCCAAAUCGAUUCAAACGAACAGAUAUUGCCCUAUGAUAAUUCUAACAUGGUCACCGACGAGCAAUUCGUGCAAACUUGGGCGGAGCAGAAUUGUCAGAGUUGAGUGUGAAUUUAGUGUGCUGAUUGUGAAUAUAUAGGAACUAUCUGUAUAUAGGAGAUUGGACCACCAUCUUUAGAAAGUGUACAUUUUUUAUGCUAACAUAAUACAGAUAAAAAAAAAUCCUACUUAUGCUGUUUGCCUCUCAAGGCUAUUUCAGCUUCUCCUUGAUGUGUAGGUGAGUUCACGGGGCUCAAACCGGGAGUGUUGCUAACACUGACCCUAACGACAGCAGUGCUUCGCAGAAUCUACCACCGGAUCGGAAUCGCGACCCACUGAGAAGAUCCGGCGAGAAACUCAGUGGGCUGUGUCUGAGAGUUAAUUUACUCGUCGAGCCCUUCGUCGCAAGCGACGAAGGGCUCGACGAAAACGGUGACCCGUGCUUGAAGUACCUAGAAGCACCGUUAGUGCAUCGGGAGGAUCCGAGAUGACGUGUUUUGGGCGACGUCGACUGUUUUCCAUUCUGUCCGCAGCAUCGGGAAUGUCGUAAUCUUGUUGGGGCAUGUGAGCUCUAUAAACGGACCAGAAAUUAUGCAGACCGAUUUUGUCUGCUCCUAAUAUUGUACUCUCUGUCUUCGGUCAUGAUUUUGCCGAUAUAUCAGGAGCUCAUUUAAAUGGAAAAUAGUAGUAGGAACUCUUUAAAUUAAAUAUAAUAGAGAUAUUAUGUGAAAAAGGUUUUAAAGUUAGAUUUCUUAAUGUGAGUCGUCUAAGUGUAAUUGUCUAAGAAGCCCACGAAUGGACAAACAAUGUCACAGACCGAUCUGUGUAGACUUAGAUUUUGUGAGAAUUUGCAAUUCGGUUGAGUGUAAUUAUAAUUUUUAAAAGUAAUGCAAUUUUAGUGUUUACGGUAUGUAAGUAUGUAAGUAAUAGAAAAAGUUUGUGUACUAGCUCAUGAGAAAUCUUUCUAUUAUUUUUUUAUAACUAAGAUGGAUACACCUAAUGUUAAGUGGUUACCGGAGCCCAUAGACAUCAACCAUGCUAAUGCACAGACCAUCUUGAGACAUGAGUCCUAAGUCUCAGUUUAUAUAGCACUACGGCUGCUCCAGUGUUCAGAAUAAAACUGCUAUAGGCAGAAAUUGGCAAGAAGAUGGUACCUACCCUUGCUAGAUCACAAAAAACCCACCCACCAAUGAAUCCUUGUCUAUUUCUGUUCUUCAGAUCCAUUCUGAAACAUUCCAAUAGUAAGUGUGAUCGCAGUAUGGCUCCAUUGGUCUCAACAGUGUCCGUGGGAAGAGAUUGCUUACUAGACCGACUAUGCACAUAUGAAAUUCAACAAAAAAUGUACUCAGUCUAUACACUAUUAUAAUUAUGGGCUGUUAGUUUGUUUAUUUAAUAAAUCUUUAUAUAUAUAAUUCUACUGUACGUGUGUAAGUCACUGAACUCCUCUUAAACGACUGGAUUGAUUUGAAUGAUUUUUUUUGUAUGCGUUUGGGUGGCGCCCUGGAUGGUUUAGAUUCGCAAAUGAGCCCGGCAGAUGGCGCUGUUGAUGGUUAUCUAGGUUAUUUAUCUAUACGGCAACUAAACGGCUGGAACGAUUUGAAUGAAUUUUUGUGUAUGCAUUCAUAGGACGUUCGCUAGUUCGCAAUAUAUAUAUUAUUGCUUAGGUGGGUGGACGAGCUCACAGCCCACCUGGUGUUAAGUGGUACUAGAGCCCAUAGAUAUCCACAACGUAAAUGCGCCAGCCACCUUGAGAUAUAAGUUCUAAGGUCUCAGUAUAGUUACAACGGCUGCCCCACCCCAAACCGAAACGCAUUACUGCUUCACGGCAGAAAUAGGCAGGGCGGUGGUACCUACCCGUGCGGACUCACAAAAGGUCAUACCACCAAUAAAUUGAUUAUAUUUAGUGCUGUCAAAUUUAAAUUAUUGUUAACAAAAGUAGGUAACGAUUGUUUGAUCAUAGAUUUUAAUGUAAUAGAAUAUUUUGUCUAUGGUUUUUUUUUAAUAUAGUGCCGUUGAAUUUAUUUUUAAACUUGCUACAAGCUAAAAAGAUGCAAUGUAAUUAUAAAUAAGUCUUGUAAUUUUUUAUUUUAUUUUUAAAUAUAAAAAAAGUUGUACCGUAAUUCAUUUAUAUACAUACUUAAAUAAUUAAGUCGUAUUAAAAUGUCAUGUUUGUCUUCUCUGAAUGUACAGCUUAGUGUUAUAUUUAAGAUUUGUUUUAAAAAAUACAGAUUUUUUUUAACACUUAA